Molecule: messenger RNA, 1475 nt
Organism: Westerdykella ornata
Lineage: Eukaryota; Fungi; Ascomycota; Dothideomycetes; Pleosporales; Sporormiaceae
Exons: 3
Coding region: 305-1132 (275 amino acids)
Source: RefSeq, a predicted model, not a curated record
UUGUUUCCCACAAAAAGAGGAACCUCUCCCGGGCCGCUAUUGAAUUUGGUUCUGGGGAACCUCCCUUUUUUUUUGUGGGGCAGCGGCCGAUUGCUCCACCUGGGCCAUCAACUAAGCUCGAGUAUAAUACUUGUAGACUGUUCGACGCCGUCUCGUUCCUGCCAAACCUUCCGGCUUCACGCCUUACCUCGCAACUUGGGCAUUCACACACCUGGUCAUCAUUCACCUUUUCUGACCGUUCCUCGACAUCCUCCAAGGGUCCCGCUCCAAUCGCAAAUCAAGCCCACGUGGACGAACGCACAGCAUGCGCCGCCAAACCCCCGUCUCGGUCCUCGUCUACAACUACCUCUUCCCGAACCCGACCCCCCACGACCCCAUCUCCUUCCACGCCCACCUCACCAAGAACCUCGUCGGCGAGGUCCGCAUCGAAACCAACCGCUUCUACGGCGGCCUCGAGACCGUCGAAGCCCGCUACCCGGGCCUCAACUACACCUACGCUCCCCACCGCAAGCGCCUGAGCCGAUUCCCACACCACAAGCGGCUGUUCGAGGCGUUUGAUGCGCUGGGCCUGACCGAGAGCGAGAUUCUGGGCCUGUGUAGGUGGGAGGGCACCAUCUGGGCGAGGGAGCGGUAUGAGAGGGAUGAGGGGGUGAAGGUGAGGGAUACGACGGGCGAGGAGAUUGGGCCGUGGGUGGAUAGGAGGGCGGAGCGGAGGAGAGCGAGACAGUUGCAGGAGGAGGGGAGGCGGAGGGGAGCAAUCAACGUGAAGACGGACAUUGAGGUCGAAAUUGAGGAGGUGGAGGAAGGACAGGCUGCGGAUGAUGCGGAUGCGCAGAUGGAGGAGGACGAGGAUGAAGAAGAUGCAGAAGAAGAAGAUACCGAAAGCAUCGGCUUCGCGCUCAACCAGCGCCUCCUGCACGCCGCCUUCCUCCGCGACCAGGGCCACACAAACGUCCCCAUGGACCCGGAGUGGGAGCAAUACCUCAAGGAAGCCCAGGAACGCGGCGAUCUCAGCAUCGACGCCACGCGCGAGGUGUUGCGCAUCAUGGCGAGGGGGGUGCGAAGCGGAAGCGCGCAGACGUUGGGGCAUGGGAGUACGCAGUCUCGACAGCCGCCUCCUGCGCCGGCUUGAAACGGGGAGAGAGUGGAUUGGAUAUAUGGAGGUGUGAGGGACGGGGGGUUUUUGGAUACUUGGUUCGACUACGGGAUACGGUUCACAAGGCGUCAAUUGGUACUACCCUGUUUUUUUGUUGUGAGGAAUCGGGGGGGAGGUGGGUGUGCAUUUUUCGACAUUCAUCAUUCUUGCUCCUCAUGGGGAAUAGACUUAUCUUGUUGGGUGGGUGCCCAGGUGGGUUGGCUGGCCUACCUGAGUGUCAGUGAUCAUGUCACUGGCUUGUUAGGCAUUGGACACUUGUUGCACUUGGAUUGUUUGCUGGAGGGAGAGACCGGAAAGGUAGAGCUGUAUACGGGUAGAC